GAAAUAAUUCUUUCCCACGAUUCCCACCCCUAGAAUCUCCUUUGUCAAGACUCCCGUCUUGCUCUCUUCAACCACUUGUUGUUGUUGUUGAUGUCGUUGCUUUCCGAAACCUACCUGCAACCAAGCCAUUACCACCCAGCGACGACGCUGAGCGCUUCGCGUUGACCCAGCGUAGCACUGUGACGUCGGCUGGUCAGACAUCGAGAACUAAAUCGUGCCAUCUUGUGACAGCCUCAGCGACUCGCUCUGACCGGAAACAACACCCACGCGCCGACGACCAGUACCGUAUAAUACUGUCCGAUUUUCCUCCGACCGCAGCUUCUCCAUGUGCUGGGUCUAGCCGUCUUUCCUCCGCGUCACGAUGCUCUCCGCGACAUCAUAGAGCUGCGAACAAUGGAGUUCUCGAAUCCCUUUGCCGAUACGGCUCCGCGCCGCAACUUUACGGCUCCUAUGGGCUCUCAGAUCCAGAGACCGUCUACAUCAGCAGGAGAAACAAGCCAUGCCCUAGUCGAUACGCUCUACAGUCACCCUUCCGUCAAAAUCAUAUCCUUUACUGCUGGGAACCGGCCCCCGACCCUCGGUCCCACUCCUCCUAAUACCCCUACCAGCGUCGAGCCAGGCUCUCUGCCGUGGUCUUCCCAUCUGGAGAGGACCAUUGCAGUCGGACACUUCAGAAUAUACCGUGCCCCUGGCUCGAUAACCUUCCUCAACUGCGGUUCUGCCCUCCAACCGAUAUUUCCAAAAAGCCAGGCUUGGUGUGUUGAUGAGGACUCGAGCAAAUUCAUUCUACAAAUCCGGAGGCCCCAGUACUGGCGCAUCGAGGUGCCUGUUGACGACCCGGAGGAUGUACGACGCGCGCAGCUUCUGCGUGAGGUUUUCGACCAAAUCCUACAAUUCGAAAAGACUGAAUGCCCUUUUCAGCGAUCCUUUACCGUCGAGCUACCCGAACGUCCGCAGACGCCGGUUAUCAAGAAACCGUGGACUCCUGCUAGGAGAUCUAGUGAAUCCAUCAUUCCCACCCCGGUCAGCGCGAUCACGAUACCCGCCCAGAUUGCCCGUGUACACCGAGGUCCGCCUAAAGAUGACACCAUCAGAGUGCGCAAGAGAAGAGCGACUGGUACCACAAGCCAGUCAACCUUACCCACCAGCGAUGAUCUGUUUAGAAUACAGGAGCAUAACAUCGUUUCGGUACCCGACAUUACACUCUCAAGUCAGCCCGAGGAGGAACCACAGCAGCCAGAGUCGUUGUCUUCGCGGAAUUUCACAAGGACCCCUCUCAUACCAAGCGGCCAGCAAACUAGUCAUUCUGUUGCCGCACCCCCGCAACUAACGUUGGUCACUGCAUCGCACUCUACUGAGCCAUCCAUAUAUCAACUGGACGGCCAUGCGCCAGAAAUACCCGGAUCACUGUCUUCGGUAACCUCCCGCGACUCUUUCUACAGUACAUCGGAUACCAGCCCGGUAGCAAUUGAUCGAAGCGCCACCUCCAGCUCGACAUUUCACGGCACAGCUCCCUCGUCUACCCAUGACACCGAUUCUCCAUGUAGCCCAACAACAACAGGACUAAUAUUAGUUACUCCGUCGCCCAACGCAUCACCGACUUCCCGUUCCCGAUCUCCCUCCGUCAGCAGUCGUCGCUCUCUCAUCCGCGGCCGCCCAACAACAAGCAGCAGCAUAUCCCCCAGUAGGAGAGCGCUUUCACCCCUACCACGUGCUGCGGAUUUGUUUGCGCCUCGUCGAAGGGCGCCCUCUACCAGCAAGCUCGAAGUAGUGCGCAAGCUACCCAUGACGGUCAUCAAUAAAUCCUUCGAAAUCUUGAUGGCGCCUCCCACUCACUUGAUGAGCCUCAUGCUCACCGUUGCGGCGCGCAUCACCGCUGGACAAAAGAGCGGCGCGGUCUUGGGAUCCGGCGAGGGAGGCGAGAGGAUACCCGUGCAGUGGGAUCUUUCGGACGAAACGGAGGACACCAGCAGUUUCCCCCAACGGAAAUCGUCAGCAGCGACAACGCUGUUUUCAUCAGUGAGAAGGUGGAGUGUCUCUCAUGUGAGUAAUGAUGACGACCACCUGCCCCCGCAUAUGCGCGGGCGGGAAAGGGGGAUGAGCUUGAAGAUGGCGGGGAGUUUCCCGGAAUCGGAUGAGGAGGGCGAGCACGACGAUGGCGAUGGCGGCAGCACUUCGGAUUCCUCACAUGGUUCUCAUGAGCCCACAGCUCGACGAAACGGUGCUCUCAAAGCCGACGAUGGGUCGAGGCUCGAUGGUGCCGGGAUUGGAGGACCAGAAGACGAUCCCCAGUUCGAUUGGAACCAGAGCAUGGGAGUGGAUUAAAUGGUGUGCUUACGUGGAGGUUCGGCAUCUUGCGAUUGCUUUGAAUAAGAUGGAGCUAUAUCUAGCAACCAAACCCCCCUCAGCCCACACAAUUGUGGAAAGGGUUGUUGUACCUGUACCAAUACUGCUUUGUUCCUAUAAUUCGGUGUUUUAAUGGAGAGGGAAAGGGAGGGGGGCGUUUUCAGGGAACCUGGGUAUGCAUGGGAUAGAUAGAUACCCUGUUUCGAUGUCCCUCUCAAUAGGUGGUGGAUAUUAAGGCUCAGGCAGUUUAAAAGUGGGGAGAGGGGGAUCAAAGGUUGAGGCCAAGACCACGGGAGAGGUAGAGAAGCAGUGUGUUUGGAUACCCGGACGUAGGUGAAGCGAAAGGUAUCACCGUCUAGGAGCAAAGAGGGAGCAGCCCUGCCAUAAGCUCAGGUUAAAUGGCGUGCUAGUCUGUGACAUGUAAGUCAUGGAAAACCAUACUACUAGCUAGAAAGAAAUCAGCGCGAUAAUGGCGCCAUUGCAUAGUCGAAAAGUAUCGUAUUUCGGUUUAGUUUGCAGCUUUGAAAGGCCGGCAUCAUAUAUG
This is a messenger RNA of Neurospora crassa OR74A, 2890 nucleotides long. RefSeq lists its product as hypothetical. The transcript is spliced from 3 exons. The record is from RefSeq and is a predicted model, not a curated record. Gene Ontology annotation, biological process: peroxisome inheritance. NCBI's taxonomy places the organism in Eukaryota, Fungi, Ascomycota, Sordariomycetes, Sordariales, Sordariaceae. Bases 394 to 2325 code for a protein of 643 amino acids. Gene Ontology annotation, cellular component: extrinsic component of intraperoxisomal membrane.